CGGUUCCCGCUCGGGUCCGCCGGGGCCGGGGCGGCGGCGGGCGGGGGAGGCGGGGAGCGGAGCAGCACCCGGGACCGGCUCCUGGCGGCGCUGGAGGAUCUCGAGCUCUUGGCCAGGGAACUAAUUGAAAUUUUGGCAAUUUCAAGAAACCAAAAGCUUCCACAACCAGGAGAGGAGAGCCAGAUCCUGGAACUGCUGAUUCAGAGAGAUGGAGAGUUUCAAGAGCUAAUGAAGUUGGCAGUUGAUCAGGGAAAAAUCCAUCAUGAAAUGCAGCUUUUAGAAAAGGUAGUAGAAAAGCGGGAUAAUGAUAUUCAGCAGCUGCAGAAACAGCUUAAAGAAGCAGAGCACAUACUGGCAACAGCUGUUUAUCAAGCAAAGGAAAAACUGAAAUCAAUUGAAAAAGCACGAAAAGGUGCCAUUUCCUCUGAAGAAAUAAUUAAAUAUGCCCAUAGGAUCAGUGCUAGCAAUGCUGUUUGUGCCCCUCUGACAUGGGUACCAGGCGACCCACGCAGGCCAUAUCCUACAGAUCUGGAAAUGAGAAGUGGUCUCUUGGGUCAGAUGAACAACCCAUCCACCAAUGGAGUCAAUGGACACUUACCAGGGGAUGCACUUGCAGCAGGCAGGCUGCCAGAUGUGCUUGCUCCUCAGUACCCUUGGCAGUCAAGUGAUAUGUCAAUGAACAUGCUACCUCCUAAUCAUAGUAAUGACUUCAUGCUGGAGCCUCCGGGACACAAUAAAGAGAAUGAAGAUGAUGUAGAAGUGAUGUCAACAGACUCCUCAAGCAGCAGCAGUGACUCAGACUAGGUACAAGGGGGACAAUAUCCUUAGUAGACCUUUCCUGUGGUGAAGGUAGAUUGAUGCUGUUUGUCACAAACUGCAAUAUCCUUUUGUUACGCCAGCAGCCCUGUGUAGGGAGAACAUAACAGCUGGCUCAGAAAUAGGGUGACU
Passer montanus (Eurasian tree sparrow) is the source of this 948-nucleotide messenger RNA. RefSeq names its product mediator complex subunit 4 (gene MED4). Lineage: Eukaryota; Metazoa; Chordata; Aves; Passeriformes; Passeridae. Gene Ontology annotation, cellular component: mediator complex; core mediator complex. The coding region runs from base 229 to 804 and encodes 191 amino acids. The record is from RefSeq and is a predicted model, not a curated record. Gene Ontology annotation, molecular function: transcription coregulator activity. Gene Ontology annotation, biological process: regulation of transcription by RNA polymerase II. The transcript is spliced from 7 exons.